Messenger RNA from Cladocopium goreaui, 1242 nucleotides. Lineage: Eukaryota; Dinophyceae; Suessiales; Symbiodiniaceae. The record is from the annotation of a GenBank genome assembly.
CCUAAAAUUCCCUGGGCUAUCGAGCUGGCUCAGGACAACGUGGCCCACGAUGUCAAGCGCUUUGUGACGCCAUUGUCCUACCGUGAGAAUGACGAAGUCUUGACCUGUUCGAAAUCAGCGGCAAGAAUGGCAAGGAGCCAAGUUUGCCCCCAGGUGGCCCAGGUUUACUCAGAUGCGCCAUCGCCUGUCAUCGCUGAGAUCACUCCACUUGAGCUCUGCCGCCAAAGCGAUGCUCAAAGACGAGCCAGCAUCAUCCCAAGUGUUUUUCGUGAAGUCCUCCAGGUCUCCAAGCGAUACCAAGAAAAGGUGCAAAGCCCAAAGUGGCCAAGCCGUGGCAAAGGCGAGAAACGAGGUCGACAAAUCGGUGGCGUCCACUCCCACGGACUCUCCAGCCAAAGCCGGGAGACCGAGCGCCAAAGGUGUACCACCCACCGGUCGGAAGAUGAGAGCAACGGUGGUGCCGCCCGGGUGACGGUGCCGGACCUGGCAGCCACUGUGACAAGUCCCAGGGGUGCCUUCACAGUGGCUGUGCCCAUCGGAUCGGCCAGGAGUUCUUCGCCCACAUUACAAUGUCCCCAGAGAGCAGCUACUGAUUGGUCAGUCACAGUUCCUGUGGCAUCAUUGACGACACCUCCUACAGCCACUGUGGUGACCGACAAAGCUUCUUCGGUACUACAGCGCGGUGUGUCUCAUUUGCCACGACGUACGUUUACGCAGUCUUGUUCGGUGCCAUCUCUCCUCUCACCGUCUCCUGAGCCCGUGCCAUCCCUGGCGCAGAUCGUCAUUCAGCAGUUGAACACGCCCUCACGGCAGGCUCGCAACUCCAUCGCGUGCCCUCUCACUGCCCGGCUGCCCACGCGUCCUGCCAAUGUGCAGACCGCCCCACGUCCGGCCGUCAGCACCCCGAGCACGCCGCGACCAGCGAAUCUCGCUGACUUCAAGCCGUUGCUCACAGAACUUUUUGAUGAUAAGAUCGACAAGGAAGCGGAACAGUCAGCACAGCAGUUGCAACACAAGAUCGACCAGCUGCAGAAACUGCAGCAGAUCUUGCAGAUGCAGCAAGAAGGAUUGAAACAACAGCAGAAGGCGCAGUCGUAUCAACCAAAGGCCAGCAAGAUUACACGAAUGGAGCCACCGGCUCGUGGGUAUAGCGCCGCAUCCCCGCGAGGGCCGGAGGUUCCUUUUUCGACCUCUCCAAGGGCUCGUUCUAGUCAGGCUGGCAGACGACGAUUUAUGGUGUGA